This is a messenger RNA of Cajanus cajan (pigeon pea), 859 nucleotides long. Its product is annotated as non-specific lipid transfer protein GPI-anchored 9. The record is from RefSeq and is a predicted model, not a curated record. Lineage: Eukaryota; Viridiplantae; Streptophyta; Magnoliopsida; Fabales; Fabaceae.
CCACAAUGAUGCACUAGGGGAAUAGAGGAAAACCACCGACAAAACCAUUUCAGUUUUUCUCUCCCUAUCUCUCUCUCUGUCCCUCUUUUUCUCAAUAUUUUUUUUUUCUUUGAACAUGUCUUCCAAGGUCAUCCUCUCAUUCCUCCUCAUCACAUUGUUCUCUUCAUCAUGUGUUCAUGUUGGUUUGUGUCAGAGUAGUCUUGACCAGAUUCUACCUGGCAUCAAUGGACAAGGUGCUGCAAUCCUACAAGAUGCACAAUGCAUGCAGAAGCUCCUUCCUUGCCAGGCAUAUGUGAAGAAUCCAAGCAACCCUCCUGAGUCCUGUUGUGAGCCCUUGAAGGAGAUACAUGAUAAUCAAAAAGGAUGCCUUUGCAAUUUCCUUAAAAACCCUACGUUUCUCCAGUCUGUCAGGGCCUCUCAGGAGGAUUUCUUGAAGCUCCCCCAAGCUUGUGGCAUCGAAAUUAACGUUGCCAACUGCAACUUCACAGGAGCACCCUCACCAGCAGCAGAUGGUGAAGGUGCUGUGCCUGAAGAAGACACUGCUGAGGCCAAAAAUUCACAUUCAACAAAAAUGAUUACUACAUAUGGCUUUGUUGCAUUGUUGACUGCUCUGAUAUUUUAUGCAUACUAGGCUUAUGCACGAGUUUGUCCACUGUUCACAAUUUGGGUCUUGAGCCUUAAUAUAUGGUUCUGUGAAUUUUCAUGUCAUGAAUAUUACUGAAUGAGUAAAGAAGUACAUGUUCCCAGAACUCUCUACAGUGCAACGCACGUUGAAUUUUAAUUUUGCAGUGGCAGGUAUACUUAGUGCCAUCAUCAAAUUCAAUUUAUAAUAAAUAAAUUACUUUUGGAAGGUUGUUCA